This is a messenger RNA of Gossypium raimondii (Peruvian cotton), 1376 nucleotides long. RefSeq names its product E3 ubiquitin-protein ligase MIEL1. The transcript is spliced from 12 exons. Gene Ontology annotation, cellular component: nucleus. The coding region runs from base 210 to 1022 and encodes 270 amino acids. Gene Ontology annotation, biological process: protein ubiquitination; ubiquitin-dependent protein catabolic process. Gene Ontology annotation, molecular function: ubiquitin protein ligase activity; zinc ion binding. NCBI's taxonomy places the organism in Eukaryota, Viridiplantae, Streptophyta, Magnoliopsida, Malvales, Malvaceae. The record is from RefSeq and is a predicted model, not a curated record.
AAAUGAGUGGCCUUCUCUUGAAGGUGGGGUGGCCUCCAUUUCUCUUCGUUUCGGUUCUUCCUCUUUUGAGGAUUACGACAAACCACCCAAACUAACCCCCCAUCUUUCCUAAUUGGGAAACUCCUCCCCUCUUUCUGGAUUUAUCUGGAAAAUAAAAAACCCAAAUAGUAAAUCCAAAUCUUUCUUUGUUUUCCUCCCCCCCAAUACUCAUGGAGAUGGAAGCCUCUUCAGCUAAUCAACGCCUCCAUUUUGGGAAGAUGGGAUAUGGAUGCCAACAUUAUAGGAGGAGAUGCAAGAUUCGAGCUCCAUGUUGCAACGAGGUUUUCUCGUGUCGCCAUUGCCAUAACGAAGCUGUGAACCUGUUAAGUAACCCUUUUGACAGGCACGAGCUUGUUCGAAAAGAUGUUAAACAAGUUAUUUGCUCGGUUUGUGACACAGAGCAGCCGGUUGCUCAACUUUGUUCAAAUUGCGGAGUCAAUAUGGGAGAAUACUUCUGUAAAAUUUGCAACUUCUUUGAUGAUGAUACUGAGAAAGGGCAGUUUCAUUGUGAUGAUUGUGGGAUCUGCCGAGUUGGUGGCCGAGAGAAUUUUUUUCACUGCAAGAAGUGUGGGUCUUGCUACUCUGUUGCCUUGCGAGGAAAUCAUACUUGUGUGGAGAAUUCGAUGCAGCAUCACUGCCCCAUAUGUUACGAGUACCUCUUCGAUUCGUUGAAAGAUACGACUGUGAUGAAAUGCGGUCACACGAUGCACUAUGAAUGUUACCAUGAGAUGCUAAAGCGUGACAAAUAUUGCUGUCCCAUAUGCUCAAAGUCGGUGAUCGAUAUGUCCCGAGCCUGGAAGAGGAUGGACGAAGAGAUUGAAGCGACCCUAAUGCCGGAGGAUUACCGAUAUAAGAAGGUUUGGAUUCUAUGCAAUGACUGUGACGACACUACCGAGGUUUACUUCCACAUAAUCGGACAGAAAUGCAGUCACUGUAGAUCUUACAACACCCGGACGAUCGCCCCACCGGAACUCCCUCAGUGAUGAGAUCAUGAUCGAAGAACCGAAGCCGGUGAGCUCCUGACUUCUAAAGGUCUGCUCGUUAACUGUAAAAGCGGAGAUGAAUUCUUCUAAUUUGCAUAUCAUAUCUCGAUCAUCUCGAUCCAUCAUCGUCAUUGGAUUUGAUUAUAUGAUUCAGUGUAUUAUUAUUCAAAUGAUUGUGCCAUUUUUAUGUCUUCCCUCAUAAAACAUUUCUCAGGUUAUCGGUUCUCCAUUUCGGGUUAAAAAAAUGAAACUGUGAAUGGUUCUAUGGUUGAUGUAAACGCUAUAUGAUAAUUUGUAAUAAUAACAAACAUUAGAGAAUUUGAUGGUAAUAUAUCCAUUUUUUCUCUUGUAAAA